CCGAGCCGGGAGCUGAGCGCGCUGGGCGCGGCCGUCCCGCUGCCGCCCUCGCCGAGCCCCGAGUGCGCCCGCGGCCAUGCUCUCCGCGGUAGCGCCGGGAGCCUGAGCCCCGGGACGCGAGCACUGGAGGCAGGCAGCCGGGUGUGCGGGCGCUCCGGAGAGGCCGACAGAAGGUGAGCGCUGUGGGCUAUGGGAUGGAUGAGGUGGAGCAGGACCAGCAUGAGGCCCGACUCAAGGAGCUGUUUGACAGUUUUGACACGACAGGAACCGGGUCCCUUGGACAGGAAGAACUCACUGACCUUUGCCACAUGCUAAGCUUGGAGGAGGUUGGCCCGGUACUGCAACAGACACUGCUUCAGGACAACCUCUUGGGCAGGGUGCAUUUUGACCAAUUCAAAGAAGCAUUAAUACUAAUCUUGUCUAGGACUUUGUCUAAUGAGGAGCACUUUCAAGAACCAGACUGCUCCCUGGAAGCUCAGCCCAAAUAUGUUAGAGGUGGGAAGCGUUAUGGACGAAGGUCCUUGCCUGAGUUUCAAGAAUCUGUGGAGGAGUUUGCAGAGGUGACAGUAAUUGAGCCACUAGAUGAAGAAGCGCGACCUUCACACAUCCCAGCUGGUGACUGCAAUGAGCACUGGAAGACGCAACGCGGUGAGGAGUAUGAAGCAGAAGGCCAGCUACGGUUUUGGAACCCAGAUGACUUGAGUGCCUCACAGAGUGGGUCUUCCCCUCCCCAAGACUGGAUAGAGGAGAAACUGCAGGAGGUUUGUGAUGAUCUGGGGAUCACCCGGGAUGGUCACCUGAACCGGAAGAAGCUGGUCUCCAUCUGCGAGCAGUAUGGUUUGCAGAAUGUUAAUGGGGAGAUGCUUGAAGAAGUAUUUCAUAAUCUUGAUCCCAAUGGCACAAUGAGUGUAGAAGAUUUUUUCUAUGGCUUGUUUAAAAAUGGAAAAUCCCUUACACCGUCAGCCUCUACUCCUUACAGACAACUGAAAAGGCACCUCUCCAUGCAGUCCUUUGAUGAGAGUGGACGUCGUACCACAACCCCAUCGGCGAUGACGAGUACCAUUGGCUUUCGGGUCUUCUCCUGCCUGGAUGAUGGGAUGGGCCAUGCAUCUGUAGAGAGAAUACUAGACACCUGGCAGGAAGAGGGCAUUGAGAACAGCCAGGAGAUCCUAAAGGCCUUGGAUUUCAGCCUUGAUGGAAAUGUCAACUUGACAGAAUUGACACUAGCUCUUGAAAAUGAACUUUUGGUCACCAAGAACAGCAUUCACCAGGCAGCUCUGGCCAGCUUUAAGGCUGAGAUCCGGCAUUUGUUGGAACGAGUUGAUCAAGUGGUCAGAGAAAAAGAGAAACUACGGUCAGACCUGGAUAAGGCUGAGAAACUUAAGUCACUAAUGGCUUCAGAAGUGGAUGAUCACCAUGCGGCCAUAGAGCGGCGGAAUGAGUACAACCUUAGAAAACUAGAUGAAGAGUACAAGGAACGUAUAGCAGCCUUAAAAAAUGAACUCCGAAGAGAGAGGGAGCAGAUCCUGCAGCAGGUGGGCAAGCAGCGCUUGGAACUCGAACAGGAAAUCGAAAAGGCAAAAACAGAGGAGAACUACAUUCGGGACCGCCUUGCCCUCUCUUUAAAGGAAAACAGUCGCCUGGAAAAUGAGCUUCUGGAAAAUGCAGAGAAGUUGGCAGAGUAUGAGAAUCUGACAAACAAACUUCAGCGAAAUUUGGACAAUGUGUUAGCUGAAAAGUUUGGUGACCUAGAUCCCAGCAGUGCUGAAUUCUUUCUGCAAGAAGAAAGGCUGACUCAGAUGAGAAAUGAGUAUGAGCAGCAGUGCAGGGUAUUACAAGACCAAGUGGAUGAACUCCAGUCCGAGCUAGAAGAGUAUCGUGCACAAGGCAAAGCAUUCAGGCUUCCCUUGAAGAACUCGCUGUCAGAAGAACUUGAUGUUAAUAGUGGCGGCAUUGAGCCUGACCAGGGACUGGGUUCUGAAGAAUGUAAUCCACUCAAUAUGAGCAUCGAGGCUGAGCUGGUCAUUGAACAGAUGAAAGAACAACAUCACAGGGACUUGUGUCACGUAAGACUGGAGCUUGAAGACAAGGUGCGCCAUUAUGAAAAGCAGUUGGAAGAGACCAGGCUCACCUGUGAAAAGGAGCAGGAGACCAUGAAGCAGAAGUACGAGCAUGGCAUGCACACCUUGGAAAAACAAAUAAAUGACCUUCAAAGUGAAAUUGCAGAACUCCAGGGGCAGGUCAUGGCACUGAAGGAGGCGCACCGGGAGACCUGCUGCCAGCAUGAGGAGGAGAAGAGGCAACUGCAGGUGACGUGGGAUGAGGAGAAGGCUCGCCUGAGGGAGGAGCUCAGGCUGGAGCACAAGCUGGAGCUCAAGGCCCGACUGCAGCAGGCGGAGGAAGGCUUUAGCCAAGAGAGGGAAGGACUCAUCCAGAGUAGCACCUGGACGGAGGAGAAGGUGAGGGGCUUGACUCAGGACCUAGAGCAGUCUCACCAGGAGCAGCUGACAAGCCUGGUGGAGAAGCACACUCUUGAGAAAGAGGAGUUGAGGAGAGAGCUCUUGGAGAAGCAUCAAAGAGAACUUCAAGAGGGAAGGGAAAAAAUGGAAACAGAGUAUAAUAGAAGAACUUCUCAUAUAGAAGCCCAGUUUCAGGCUGACUGUCAGAAAGUCACUGAGAGAUGUGAAAAUGCUCUGCAAAGCCUAGAGGGGCGCUACAGCAAAGAGCUGAGGGACCUUCUAGAACAGCAACUGGAGGAGAAAUCUCAGUGGCAGUUUGAGAAGGAUGAGCUCACCCAAGAGUAUGCAGAAGCCCAGGAGCAGCUUAAGAAGACUCUUCAGAGGGAGAAAGCAACUUCUUUGGUCCUGUCCCAGGAGAGAGAGAUGCUGGAGAAGACAUACAAAGAACAUUUAAACAGCAUGGUCCUAGAGAGAGAGCAACUGCUCCAGGACCUGGAAGACCUACGGAAUGUAUCUGAAAGUCAGCAAAAUCUACUGUCUGAUCAGAUACUUGAGCUGAAGAGCAGUCACGAAAAAGAACUGAGAGACCGAGAGCAGGUCCUCUGCCAGGCAGGGGCCUCAGAACAGCUGGCCAGCCAACAGCUUGAACAGUUACAAAUGGAACGUGAACAGGAAAGGCAGGAGAUGGUGGCCAAGCUUCUGGCCAUGGAGACCAUCCACAGAGUGACCUGUGAGAAAGCAGAUCAAGAGAGGGCUGAGAUGAGCACAGAAAUCUCCAGACUGCAAAAUAAAAUUAAGGACAUGCAGCAGGCAGCAAAUCCUCUCUCCAGGCUUCAGGGUAGCUGUCAAACAACAGGAGAAGAUGAGGAGGAAGGAAAUGGGACCAUGUCCCUGCUUCAGCAAGGGGAACAGCUGUUGGAAGAAAACGGAGAUGUCCUUGUAAGCUUGCAGAGAGCUCAUGAACGCGCAGUGAAGGAAAAUGUGAAAAUGGCUUCUGAGAUUUCCAGAUUGCAGCAGAGGCUGCAAAGACUAGAGCCAGGGUCGGUGAUGUCAUCUUGUUUAGAGGAGCCAACUACUGAGUUUUUUGGAAAUUCUAUGGAACAGACAGAAUCAUUUUCAUCCCCAAACCAAAUGAAGCAAGAAAAAGGUGAAACUGCACCAUGCAGGCUAAGUGACUUGCAAGAUGAUGAGGUCCAGGACCUGGGGAGUACUGCGACAAGCUCUGUUCAGAGACAGGAGGUCAAAAUUGAGGAGUCUGAAGCUUCUAUAGAGAGUUUUUCUGAGCUAGAAAACAGUGUAGAGACCAGGACCGAAUCCUGGGACCUGAAGAAUCAGAUUAGUCAGCUUCGGGAGCAACUAAUGAUCUUACGCGCAGAUUGUGACCGAGCUUCUGAAAAGAAACAGGACCUGCUUUUUGAUGUUUCUGUGCUAAAAAAGAAACUAAAAAUGCUUGAGAGAAUCCCUGAGGCUUCUCCCAAGUAUAAGCUGCUAUAUGAAGAUGCAAGCAGAGAAAAUGACUGCCUCCAGGAAGAGCUGAGAGUGAUGGAGACACGCUACGAGGAGGCUCUGGAGAACAACAAAGAGCUCACUGUGGAGGUUUUCAGGUUGCAGGAUGAGCUAAAGAAAGUGGAAGAAGUGACUGAAACAUUCCUUAGCCUGGAGAAGAGUUAUGAUGAGGUCAAAACAGAAAACGAGGAGCUAAACGUUCUGGUUUUGAAGCUUCAAGGGAAGAUUAAAAAACUGCAGGAAAGAGCAGCCUUGCAGUGUGGCUCCUUCUCCUUGUGGGAAGACUGUUCAGACAACUUGAAGGUCGAGUGUGAUGAGAAGGUACUUGAACUCAAUCAGACGCUGGAAGAGUGUGUGCCUGAGGUUUUGAGGGCAUGCCAUAUUUUAGAAGAAUGCAACCAAGAAAACCAGGGCCUUGAGCAGGGCAGAACGCGAAUCUCCAAAAAAAUAAAAGCACAUGAAAUCCCUCAGGUGUAUGGAACAGUUCAGACAUAUCAAGAAAAUUCCAGAGGUGGGACUCAAGUUAUACUGGAGGAAAGCCCUGUUCUCCUAGGCCUUCAAGAUAAACAUGUUCAGCGUCAGGCCACAAUAGCAGAGUUAGAACUGGAGAAACAGAAGCUACAGGAGCUGACUAGAAAGUUAAGGGAGAGAGUCACUACCUUAGUUAAGCAGAAAGAUGUACCUUCUCAGGGAGAGAAGGAGGAAGAGCUGAAGGCAAUGAUGCAUGACUUGCAAAUCACAUGCAGUGAGAUGCAGCAGAAAGUUGAACUUCUGAGAUAUGAAUCUGAAAAGCUUCAAGAGGAGAAUUCUAUUUUGAGAAAUGAAAUUACUACUUUAAAUGAAGAAGAUAGCAUUUCUAGCCUGAAAUUAGGAAAAUUAAGUGGAUCUCAGGAAGAACUGUGGCAAAAAAUAGAAACUGUAAAACAGGAAAAAGCUGAAGUUCAGAAGGUGGUUGAAAAUUUAAAAAAACAGAUUUCAGAUUUAAAAAUCAAAAACCAACAGUUGGAUUUGGAAAAUGCAGAGCUUAGCCAAAAGAACUCUCAAAACCAGGAAGAAUUGCAAGAACUUAAUCAACGUCUGGCAGCAAUGCUAUGCCAGAAGGAAAAAGAGCCAGGAAAUAGUAAAUUCAAGGAAUGGGAACAAGAAAAGUCUGAUCUGAAAGAAGAACUAGAACACUGUAAAGUGCAGUCCUCUACUUUAGUGUCUUCUUUGGAAGCAGAACUUUCUGAAGUUAAAAUACAGACUCAUAUUGUGGAACAGGAGAACCUCCUUCUCAAAGAUGAACUGGAGAAAAUGAAACAACUGCACAGAUGUCCUGAUCUCUCUGACUUCCAGCAAAAAAUUUCUAGUGUUCUAAGCUACAAUGAACAACUGCUGAAAGAAAAAGAAGCUCUGAGUGAAGAAUUAAAUAGCUACGUGGAUAAGGUGGCAAAAUCAAGACGUUUAGAGCACAGAAUUGCUACAAUGAAGCAAGAACAAAAGUCUUGGGAGCACCAGAGUGAGAGCUUGAAGUCACAGCUGGUAGCUUCACAGGAAAAGGUUCAGAAUUUAGAGGAAACCCUGCAGAAUGUGAAUCUUCAAAUGUCUCGGAUUAAAUCUGACCUCCGAGUGACUCAGCAGGAAAAGGAAGCUUUGAAACAGGAAGUGAUGUCUUUACACAAACAACUUCAGAAUGUGGGUGACAAGAACUGGGACCCAGAAAAAGCCACCCAUCCAUCAGGGCUCCAUAGCCAGCAGAAAAGGCUGUCUUGGGACAAGUUGGAUCAUCUGAUAAAUGAGGAACAACAGCUGCUUUGGCAAGAGAAUGAGAGACUCCAGACUGUGGUACAGAACACCAAAGCAGAACUCACACACUCCCGGGAAAAGGUUCGUCAGUUGGAAUCCAACCUUCUUCCCUCCAAGCACCAAAAACAUCUAAACCCAUCAGGUACUGUGAAACCCACAGAGCAAGAAAAGUUGAACUUAAAGAGAGAAUGUGAUCAGUUUCAGAAAGAACAAUCUCCUACUAAUAAGAAGGUUAAUCAGGUGAAUUCCCUUGAACGAGAAUUAGAAACAAUUCAUUUGGAAAACGAAGGCCUGAAAAAGAAACAAGUGAAACUGGAUGAGCAGCUACUGGAGAUGCAGCACCUGAAGUCCACUGUGAUGCUUAGCUCAUCCCCUCACUGGGAUCUGCAGCUGCUCCAGCAGCAAGCCUGUCCGAUGGUGCCCAGGGAGCACUUUCUGCAGCUUCAACACCAGCUACUACAGGCAGAAAGGAGAAAUGAGCACCUACAGGAGGAACUUGACAACAGGACCUCCGAAACCAACACACCACAGGCCUUGCUACCGGAGCAGCGAGCAGUGCAUGCAGAUUCCUACAGAAGGAUUGGGCACCUGUGAAAACUGGGCUGCUAUUGAUGGCAUUUGUUACUAUGGCAGACUCUCAAAUGCACACACCCACACACACACAUAAACCACACUAACAGAGGCAUAAGCUGAGACAUGAAAUAAGUGCUCUUUAAAAUUAUUCUAUUAUGAUUUUUACUAUUAAGCCUUUGCAGUAUUAUUUAUUUAUGUAGAAAUGACAGAUCUUGUGAAUCAAAUUCACAAAUUUCUGCUUGUUACAAAUCAUUUUAUUUAUACCAUUUAAAGAGUGUGGAUUUAAGAUUCUUGAAAGGAUGUAUUCUAUAUAUUUUCUCAUUCCAUAAGUUGUAAUUAUUUUUAACAAAAGGUUCUACUUUUAUAUAUGGAAUUUGAAGAGAAUCAGGGUUAUUUAUACUGUUUUGUAUAAGAUGUAUAAUACUUUUUGCCAGAAAAAAGGAAAUUUUUGAUGAAACAAUAAAAUAAAUUUUAAAUAUA
Molecule: messenger RNA, 6803 nt
Organism: Marmota flaviventris (yellow-bellied marmot)
Lineage: Eukaryota; Metazoa; Chordata; Mammalia; Rodentia; Sciuridae
Gene: Nin
Product: ninein
Biological process (GO): centrosome localization; microtubule anchoring at centrosome; centrosome-templated microtubule nucleation
Cellular component (GO): ciliary transition fiber; pericentriolar material; centriole
Molecular function (GO): calcium ion binding
Source: RefSeq, a predicted model, not a curated record